This is a messenger RNA of Perognathus longimembris pacificus (Pacific pocket mouse), 1326 nucleotides long. Its product is annotated as centromere protein U-like. Gene Ontology annotation, cellular component: nucleus. NCBI's taxonomy places the organism in Eukaryota, Metazoa, Chordata, Mammalia, Rodentia, Heteromyidae. The record is from RefSeq and is a predicted model, not a curated record.
AUGUCGUGGGAGAUCUCCGCACACAACGACGCAGACCGCCUUGGAUCCGAGGUUCUGCCGCAGUCCGUACAUUCAGGAGCUCUACGUGCCGCCAGUGGGAAAUUUGUGGAAAACCCAAAGAACACUGCAGGAAGAACACAUUUCCCGAAAGAUAAAGCCGCUCAAGAGCACAGGCCUAUUGACAUCUUUGACUUCCCUGAGAAUUCUGUGAUCUCCGGAAAUGACAAAGAUGAAGAAGCCUAUGAAACUGCAGACCCUCCCUUGCACAGCAUUGCCAUCUACACUGAUGAUGAGUUCGGACACUGUGCAUCUUCAGUGCCUUUGACUCCUCAAAGUUUGAGCACUACUGAAAAUGAAGCAAGUGGAAGCAAAUCUGUAACAGUUAGUGUAAGAAAGUCCACAAGAAAACUGGAGCCCAUUCGUGAUGACUCUGAGAGCACAGAAGACGUAAGGAGAAAAGUGAAGUCAGUAGAAAAAAUAAGGCCCGAUUACCAUGAUACUACUCCACCUGCGCAGUCUUCAGAACCGUCAGAGAAUUCGGCUGAAGCAGUCAUUCCUAAGAGAACCAAGCCCCUCAGCACCUAGGCCAAGGCACUCACUCCUGAGAGUACCAAGCCCCUCAGCACCCAGCCCUCAAUCAACAAAAAGACUCGGGCAACACAAAGGCAACUGAAAACUGAGAAAAGGACCGUGGUUCCAGGCAAAAGAAAGAAACCAAGAAGCGAAGCCACAGACUCUGAUGUUUCUGAGAGUAUGCAUGUUUGGUGUCUAGAAGGAAGGAAAUCCAGUGACAUCAUGGAGUUGGAUAUUAUUUUGUCUGCGUUUGAGAAAAUCUUCCUGCAAUAUCAACAAAGAAUUGAAUCUACAGUUUAUAAAGAAGCUGUCACCAAAUUUUACCUUACUAUUAAAGAAGAACUCAUCAGAAUGCGCAAAGAAGUCCAGAUGUCGAAAACCCUGAAAAGGAAGAAGGCUAAGAUGACCACCGACAUUGAAAGGAAAAGACAACGUCUGAUUGAAGUCCAGGAUGAAUUGCUUCGGUUACAGCCACAGCUGAAACAACUACAAACAAAACACGAUGAACUUAAGGAGAGAAAGUCAUCUCUUGGCAAAGCGAUGUGCUUUAUAUCUAAUUUAAAACAGCUUUAUCAAGACUACUCAGAUGUCCAGGAGAAAGAACCACACAUACAAGAAACAUAUGAUUCGCCCAGCCUUCCAGCUCUGUUAUUUAAAGCAAAAACCAUUUUGGCAGCAGAAAACCAUCUGAAAAAUAUCAACCAGCACUUAGAGACGCUCCUGGACCAGACUGGGGCAGCCAGUGACUGAAAC